AUCACAUUCCCAUUCAUCACGCGGAUUAUCCACUAUUCAUCCCUUGUCACCUUACCCAUCUCCUCACUCCACCAUCAAUAGUAGCAAACGAGAUGGUACCCGCUCCCCCCGCCCCGCCCCGGGCCAACACCGGCUGACCGAUCGCUGACAGAAUGUCCGCACUAGCUACCCUUAUCCCUCCUGAAUACAGCCCAAGGCCACCCAAUGCUCGUGGAGCUGAAAAACGGCGAAACCCUCAACGGGCACCUGGUCAACUGCGACACUUGGAUGAACUUGACUUUGAAGGAGGUUGUGCAGACUAGUCCUGUUUGUUCCCCACUCUUCCCUGAUCUUCCGCAUUCCUACUACAAGUGGGCUGAGGCUAAUUGGGGAUGCACGUGGUUGUAGGAGGGUGACAAGUUUUUCAGGCUGGCGGAGUGUUAUGUUCGGGGGAAUAACGUGCGUUGAUCUGGAAUGGCGGAGGAAUGGUUGGUUUGUUCGUUGGGGACUAAUGUUGUGGAUCAUAGAUCAAAUACCUCAGAGUCCCCGACGAAAUUAUCGACCUCGUGAAGGAGACGCAGACACAGCAGAACAGAGAUGGUCAUGGCGGGCGUGGGGGGAAUGAUCGUGGGAGGGGAGGUUACCGAGGGGAUCACCGCGGAGGGAAUAGAGGUGGUAGAGGCAGAGGGAGAGGUCGGGGUGGUGGAGGCGGAGCUUCCAACCAGUGAUGGGCGGAGAACUUGAGGUGGGAGAAGGGGGGGAAGGGGAAGGGGAGAUUCUUUGGUCUUUGCUCGGUGAUUAUUUUUCACCGGCCUUUGUAAUAGGUCUGAUUGGGGAAAUGCUAUAUCCGGUGGUUGCUAGAACCCAGGGUGCGAUGCAUAGGUAGCUUUACGCCUUGGUGAAAUCUACAGGGUUCCAUGGAUGUUGGGUGUGCUACGAGAGUGGACUCGUAUAGUGUGUUUCUAGCAAGCAAUAAUCAUUAAUUGUAAAAGAGAGGAAAGAAGGAAAUUCACGUGUGUGA
This is a messenger RNA of Tuber aestivum (summer truffle), 1000 nucleotides long. NCBI's taxonomy places the organism in Eukaryota, Fungi, Ascomycota, Pezizomycetes, Pezizales, Tuberaceae. The record is from the annotation of a GenBank genome assembly.